Molecule: messenger RNA, 1536 nt
Organism: Physeter macrocephalus (sperm whale)
Lineage: Eukaryota; Metazoa; Chordata; Mammalia; Artiodactyla; Physeteridae
Gene: LSM10
Product: LSM10, U7 small nuclear RNA associated
Exons: 2
Coding region: 802-1173 (123 amino acids)
Biological process (GO): mRNA 3'-end processing by stem-loop binding and cleavage
Cellular component (GO): nuclear body; cytoplasmic U snRNP body
Molecular function (GO): histone pre-mRNA DCP binding; U7 snRNA binding
Source: RefSeq, a predicted model, not a curated record
CUGUUUACAAACUGUCCUGCGUUUACAGAGUGUGGGUGGAGUGAGGAGUCAAACCUCCCAUUUCUCUACCUUCAAGCCGUAUGUGCUGUAUGUGCUACCAUUUCUUGUUUUCAAUCAUCUAAAUUUCUGGUUACAUGGUGGCAGCAUCCUGUAGACCAGUCGUUCUCAGUGCGCCCCAGGUCAGUAACAUCAGCAUCAACUGAGAAUACUUUAGAAGUGCCCAUUCUUGGGCCCCACCUCAAACCGACUGAGUCAGAAACUGAAAGGUGGGCCCAGCAAUCUGUGUUUUAACAGGUUCUCCAGGUGAUUCUGAUGCAGGCGAUUGUUUGAGAACUGGUGGUUGACCUAGGGGUCACGUUAAAAUGCAGAUUCUCUAAGUAGGUCUGGGGAAAGCCUGGAGAUUCUGUAUUUCUAACAAGUGCCUGGGUGAUACUGAAACUGCUGGUCCACAGACCGUACUUUGAGUAGCAAGGGUGUAAACUACACUUUAGAGCAGUGGUUCUCAAACUCGGAUGCACAUUAGCAUUACCUGGGGAGCUUUUAAAAAAUAGGAUGCCGGGGCCCCACCCCUGACCAAAUGAAUCAGAACCUCUGGGGUGUGGCAGCCAAGUAAAAACUCAGCGGAUGAUUCUAACAUACAGUGAGGGUUCCGAACCACUGGUGUGGGGUUUGGAGUCAGGCAGCGAUGGAUUUGAAUCCCAGCACCUCCGCUUAUCACCUGUGUGACCUUGGGCAAGUGACUUAACUUCUCCCGGCCAUGUUUUCCUCAUUUAUAAAAGCGAGCAGCCGCAGUGUGGAAGAAUGGCAGUGAGCCACUCAGUGAAGGAGCGGACCAUCUCCGAGAACAGCCUGAUCAUCCUGCUGCAGGGCCUCCAGGGCCAGGUCACCACCGUGGACCUGCGGGAUGAGAGCAUGGCCCGCGGACGCAUAGACAACGUUGAUGCUUUCAUGAACAUCCGCCUGGCCCAGGUCACCUACACGGACCGUUGGGGGCAUCAGGUCGAGCUGGAUGACCUCUUUGUGACAGGCCGGAAUGUCCGUUACGUCCACAUCCCCGAUGAUGUGAACAUCACCGCGACCAUCGAGCAGCAGCUACAGGUCAUCCAUCGGGUGCGCAACUUUGGCGGCAAGGGGAAAGGCCGGCGGGAAUUUCCCUCCAAACGCUAUAAGUGAGCCUGUCCCCUCAGCCAGCCCUGGUCCCCACUCAGGUUCCUCCAGAGUUCUACUGAGCCAAAGCCUGCUCUCCCUCCCCGCCCAGAACCUGGGAAGGGAGCAGGGCCCAGCCCAGAAGCUGGUGUCUGACAGACAUCACCUGUCACAGCUGCCUUUCACAGGGUCCCACCUCCCAGACUCACCCUGGGACCCAGAAUUCUAGUUAUCUGUCUGUGGCCUUGGGGUAGAUGACAGUCCCCCCUUUGGAUCAUUAUUUAUCUGAAUCUCUGAUUUACCGGUUUAGGGAAUGUGUCAAAUAGUUUUCAACGCUCUCCCAGUGAGGAUUAUUAAAUGUGCUCGGCCGGAGCAUCCCCAUUUCUCUUG